AUGGCUGCGAUGGAUGUCGAACAUAUGCCGGUGACUUCACCGCGGCUUUUGACGUCAGAUCCUUCCAUAAGACUGCGUAAGCCAUUGGAAAAUGAAGUCAAAGAACUAGUGGGUGAUGCUAAUGAUGGGAUUCGGGACUACUACUGCACCAAAAUCGACGAGCUUCAGUUUAUUGUCAACGAGAAAACUCAAGACCUACGAAGAUUAGGUGCUCAGAGGAAUGAACUUAAUGCGAAGGUGCGUCUCCUUCGCGAGGAACUUCAGUUACUCCAGGAACAGGGUUCUUACGUUGGGGAGAUUAUCAAACCCAUGGACAAGAAGAAGGUCCUGGUCAAGGUCCAGCCUGAAGGCAAAUUCGUUGUUGACAUUGACAAGAACAUUGAUAUUGCAUCGGUUACACCCAACUGUCGUGUAGCUCUUAGGAACGACAGUUACACUCUUCACAAAAUCCUCCCUAGCAAAGUUGACCCUUUGGUCUCCCUUAUGAUGGUUGAAAAGGUGCCAGAUUCUACUUACGAAAUGAUUGGUGGAUUAGACAAGCAAAUAAAGGAAAUUAAGGAAGUUAUUGAACUCCCAGUCAAGCACCCGGAACUUUUUGAAGCCCUUGGGAUUGCCCAACCAAAGGGGGUCUUGUUGUAUGGCCCUCCUGGAACUGGCAAAACCCUACUUGCUCGCGCCGUUGCCCAUCACACCGAAUGCACGUUUAUUCGUGUAAGCGGAUCUGAACUUGUCCAGAAGUUUAUUGGAGAGGGUGCAAGAAUGGUUCGCGAGUUGUUCGUGAUGGCCAGAGAACACGCCCCAUCUAUUAUAUUUAUGGAUGAAGUUGAUUCAAUUGGCUCGACACGUCUUGAAAGUGGCUCAGGCGGUGACAGUGAGGUGCAGCGAACUAUGCUUGAACUGCUCAACCAACUGGACGGCUUCGAACCAAAACAAAAUAUCAAGGUUGUUAUGGCCACUAAUCGCAUAGACAUCCUCGACUCCGCCCUUCUGAGACCCGGACGGAUCGACCGGAAGAUUGAGUUCCCCGCUCCCAACGAAGAAGCUCGCUUGGACAUUCUAAGAAUCCACUCCCGUAAAAUGAACUUGACCCGUGGCAUCGAUUUAAGAAAGAUCGCCGAGUUAAUGCCAGGGGCUAGUGGCGCCGAGGUGAAGGGUGUAUGCACAGAGGCUGGCAUGUAUGCUCUGCGAGAGCGCCGUGUACAUGUCACCUUGGAGGACUUCGAAAUGGCAGUCGCAAAAGUCAUGCAAAAGGAUUCGGAUAAAAACGUUUCAAUCAAGAAACUGUGGAAAUAG
This is a messenger RNA of Mesocestoides corti, 1293 nucleotides long. Lineage: Eukaryota; Metazoa; Platyhelminthes; Cestoda; Cyclophyllidea; Mesocestoididae. The record is from the annotation of a GenBank genome assembly.